Armigeres subalbatus is the source of this 1594-nucleotide messenger RNA. RefSeq names its product tRNA N6-adenosine threonylcarbamoyltransferase-like. Gene Ontology annotation, cellular component: cytoplasm; EKC/KEOPS complex. Lineage: Eukaryota; Metazoa; Arthropoda; Insecta; Diptera; Culicidae. The record is from RefSeq and is a predicted model, not a curated record. Gene Ontology annotation, biological process: tRNA threonylcarbamoyladenosine modification. The coding region runs from base 120 to 1148 and encodes 342 amino acids. The transcript has 4 exons.
AGUACCGUUCUGUCAAAAAACAAAAACAAAAACUCCGUUUGAAACAAAACAUUUUUCAAUCGCAUAUUUUGUAUUUUUUACGAGUUUACUAAUUUUCAUGCUAAUAAUUCAGUUAAAAUAUGGUUAUUGUAAUCGGUUUUGAAGGCAGUGCCAACAAGAUUGGUGUCGGAAUAGUUUGCGAUGGUCAAGUGCUUGCAAAUGAACGAGAAACCUACAUCACCCCUCCGGGAGAAGGAUUCCUCCCCAAAGAAACAGCUCAACAUCACCGCUCGAAAAUUCAUGCCAUUUUGAAACGCGCUCUCGCCGUUUCUGGCGUAACCCCGCAGCAAAUUGAUGUCGUCUGCUACACCAAAGGGCCGGGAAUGGCUCCACCGCUGCUGGCAGUGGCCAUCGUUGCUCGGACCAUUGCUCAGAUUUGGAAUAAACCUAUCCUUGGGGUCAAUCACUGCAUCGGACACAUCGAGAUGGGUCGGUUAAUUACCAAAGCUCAGAACCCAACGGUUCUGUAUGUGAGCGGUGGCAACACACAGAUAAUUUCGUACGCAUGCAAACGAUAUCGGAUUUUUGGUGAAACCAUCGACAUCGCUAUCGGUAAUUGCUUGGAUCGGUUUGCCCGGAUCAUCAAAUUGUCCAACGAUCCCAGCCCUGGCUACAACAUCGAGCAAAUGGCGAAAAAGGGAACCAAGUAUCUGGCGUUGCCUUAUUCGGUCAAGGGCAUGGAUGUGAGCUUUUCGGGAAUUUUGUCGUUUAUUGAGCAGAAGGCUCGACCGAAAGGAAAGCAGAAAAAGCGGGUGGACGAUGAGAAGUGGUCUGAUGAGGAUUUGUGCUUCUCGCUGCAGGAAACCCUUUUUGCCAUGCUGGUUGAAACGACCGAGCGAGCUAUGGCCCAUUGUGGGUCCAGCGAAGUGCUCAUCGUUGGCGGUGUGGGUUGCAACGAACGUUUACAGCAAAUGAUGGGCAUAAUGUGCGAGGAACGUGGAGCAAAAGUGUUCGCAACAGAUGAGCGAUUCUGCAUCGACAAUGGUGUAAUGAUUGCCCACGCCGGGUGGGAAAUGUUUCGCAGUGGAACCAGAAUGAGCUGGGAAGAGGCAACCAUCACGCAACGUUAUAGGACUGAUGAAGUUCUAGUCACUUGGAGGGACGACUAAUGAAUUGGUCGAGAAAAGUAUAUUCGAUGGAAAACUUCUAACGUGGCGACAGCCAAAUAGCAGAACAUCGGACUUAAAGUGCUGCCUUUUCGAACCUAUUAGUGCCGAAGGAUGUCAGGGGUUCUCAAACUGAACAGAGGUAAGCAUGACAUUAGUAAUCUAUUGCUGGAUAUGCUAAGGCGUUUCGGCACGCUUGCCAUCAAACCAAAAAGACAGUUCAACUAGUUGCUUGUUAAUUUACCAAGUGAAAAAUUAUUUGCAAUAAUGCAUAUGAUGGAAUUUCUAUCUUCACCCUAAAUCGUUUGAAUUUUAAAAAUACCUUUCAGGCCUUUUUUUCUUUUUCACUAAACAAUUCCUCGGCAAAAUCUGCGUGAGUGUGAGCAUUCUUGGCUCGUGAGAAGGAGUAAACAUUGCGAUCCCUACUGGCUACUUGUUUUCUAAGUUCA